Molecule: messenger RNA, 1170 nt
Organism: Macrosiphum euphorbiae (potato aphid)
Lineage: Eukaryota; Metazoa; Arthropoda; Insecta; Hemiptera; Aphididae
Source: the annotation of a GenBank genome assembly
AUGGAUCGCCACCAAAUAGUGGUGUUCCUGGCGCUGUUCGUCCACGUCACACUCGUCUGGUCAAAGGCGGUCGACUUGCCGCAACAGCAAGUGGCCUUCCCAAACGACGACGCGUCAUCUCAAGCGUCUCUCAAGCGGGACAAAAAGUCGCCGAGCAAUGAUUACGCUCAACCCGGUCUGCAGCAACCGGCAGUCGCACAAAGCCGCAUCGGAGUGCCAGAUCAUGGUUAUGGCGUCGACGACCACCACGACCACCAUCACGAGCACCAUGACGAGCCACUGAAAGGCUACUGGAAGAAGAAGCUCAUCUGGAAGCCUGAUUGGGUCAAAACAUGGAAACCAGGCAAGAAACAGAUCUGGAAGCCUUCAUGGAAAAAAAUCUACAAGCCAAUUUGGGUACCGACGAAGAAACAGGGUUGGAAAGAGGUGCAUGUACCGGUCUGGAAAAAAAUAUACAAGCCAAUAUGGGUGCCAAUCAAGGUGCCAGCAUGGAAAGAAAUUCAAGUACCAGACUGGAAGAAGGUCUACAAGCCAGUGUGGAAACACAUCGAAGUACCCGCGUGGAAGGAGGAACAGGUGCCGGACUGGCAUAAGAUACAUGUACCCGAGUUGGUCAAGGCGUACGUACCAGGAUCUAAGCACCUCGGCAAGGACUACCACGGAUGGGAGUACGAAGCGCACGACCUGUGGAAGAAGAAAGUCGUAUGGAAGGUCCACUGGAAGAAAGUAUGGAAGACAGUGAAGAAACAAAUCUGGGUGCCAUCCAAGAAGCUUGAAUGGAAGGAGGACUGGGUGCAAAUCUGGAAGCCCGCGAAGAAACAGAUCUGGGUGAAGGACAAGAAGUUGGAGUGGAAGGAAGACUGGAAGCAGAUCUGGCGCACCGAAAAGAAACAGAUCUGGGUUCAAGACAAGAAGCUCGAAUGGAAGGAAGAUUGGAAACAAGAAUGGAAAACAGAAAAACACGAGAUCUGGAUCCCUGACAAGAAAUUGGAAUGGAAAGAAGAUUGGAAACAGAUUUGGAUACCCGACUGGAAAGAAAUUUGGCUGCCAGCGUGGAAGAAAAUCUGGAAGCCCGUGUGGAUAUCCGAAUGGUUCCCGAUAGAGGAACACCAUCACCACCACGAGGAGCACCAUGAUUCUCAUGGGCAUGAUGGGUACAAGAAAAAAUGA